Cloeon dipterum is the source of this 2089-nucleotide messenger RNA. RefSeq names its product O-acyltransferase like protein-like. The coding region runs from base 35 to 2035 and encodes 666 amino acids. The record is from RefSeq and is a predicted model, not a curated record. Lineage: Eukaryota; Metazoa; Arthropoda; Insecta; Ephemeroptera; Baetidae. The transcript has 11 exons. Gene Ontology annotation, molecular function: acyltransferase activity, transferring groups other than amino-acyl groups.
UUCUCUUUGGUUCACGUAUUUAAAUUUAGUCAAAAUGGAGCUUCUCAGCAAAAUAGUGGCUCUGAAAUUGCUGCUCCUAUUGCAAUUUACUUCUAGUUCACUCGGCGUUGAGAGUGAUGCUUGUCUUAGGGAUAUAGCGAAAUACAAGGAGGAUUUUCAAGCUGGAGUUCCCUGGGCGUUGAGAAUGUUCGACUCGGCGACCAAGAUGCCGAGUGGCAUUUUGGACGGCAACGUACUCCAAAUGGGCAAUUACGACGAGUGUCUGAGCGUCCAGGGACCUCCACCGGUGAGCUCAGCUGAUUCGAGCUUCACCGGUCUCUUCUGUCGUGUCAAAAUUACCGAGUUAACCUUACCCGAGUUGAAGGCACUUCACUCGUUGAGGGAUCUCAACAGAACCCACGUGCUGCAAUAUAUGCAUUUGCCACUCCUGCACUAUCUAGAAAAAUCACAGGGAGGUGACGUGCGCGAUUUGUCGCUGCAGUGGGCGGCGUGUGCUCCAUCGACGUGCGGCGCCGAGGGCCUGGAAACGGUGGCCGAGUACAAUCUGAAUUUGCUGCUGGCCGAAAUCGGUGGCUCCGUGCAAGUGGAGGCCGUGCAGAAAUCGUGCUUCGCGAUCGGCGACGGUUCCGACGAGUUCGACCCGGCCGCCUGGGGCCUCGUGGGACUUGCGAGUUUCAUUUGUUUCCUGGUUGUUCUUUCCUCGGCCUACGACUAUUACACCUCCUCAAAAGGAAUUAAGCCAGCCAAUAGAGUGCUGUUGGCUUUUUCGGCGCAGAAAAACCUGACUGAGCUGUUUUAUAUUCCGGAUGAUCUUCCGUCGGGCAUUCUUCCUUGCCUGAAUGGCAUUCGGGUUUUGAGUCUGUGUUGGGUGCUGCUGGGCCACAGAUAUCACGUACAGACAGAUAUGGCGAAUAUCAACGCUCUGCAAAUUCCAAAGGUGGCAAACGUGCCGAUCAAUAUGAUUAUGCUCAACGCGUACUUGUCCGUGGAGACAUUUUUCUUGCUGAGUGGACUCCUAGUGGCGUACACCAACUGCAUCAGGGCGAACAAGGGUCAAUCCUUUAACCUGAUCCAAUACUACGUCAACCGCUACGUUCGGCUGACGGUGCCAUUGGCUCUGCUCGUUUAUUUUUUGGCGACAAUGUCGGACAAGGUGGUGCGGGGGCCCCUGAUGGAUUUGUACAUCGACUAUGACGCACAAGUGUGCAGGGAUAAUUGGUGGGCGACGCUGCUUUACGUCAACAAUUACGUCAAUAAUUUAGCUGUGUGCGGCGGGCAAACGUGGUAUUUGACCGUAGACAUGCAGCUGGCGCUCCUUGCCCCGAUAAUAAUUUUCCCUCUGAUCAAAUGGCCAAAGCCAACCAUGUAUGUGAUAUCAUUUUUAACCCUGGCCUCGGUGGCAGCUGCUUUCGCCACAACUUACAUCAACGAAUUAUUCUGGACGAAUCCUUUCGGGCCUGGAGGUCUAAAUUUUUGGCUCUACCUGUACAGCAACACCCCAAUGAGAGCAGCCCCGUUCUUGGUUGGAAUGGGUCUCGGCUAUAUUUUGAGCAACAAAAGCCUCGUGCAAAAAAUGCGCUUGACCACCUGGCAGGUGUACGUAGCUUGGUUCCUUAACACGGCCCUCUGCCUUGCGGUCGUGUUCACCUUGGCCAUAGCGUAUCAGGAUGGAUACGAGUACGACAAAUUGGAGGCAGCUUUCUACGGCUCCUUGCACAGACUGGGCUGGUCUUUAGGAAUUGCGUGGGUUAUUUUUGCAUGCACAGCUGGCUAUGGCGGUUGGGUGAACGAGAUCCUGUCGUGGCGCUAUUUCGCCCCGUUCAGCAAGCUGAGCUACUCUUACUACUUGACUCACUAUGUCAUCAUGUUCUGGCACGGUGGAACUUGGCGAAAUCCGCACUACUUUACGCAUUUUGAGAGUGUGCACGCGUUUUUCGGCGACCUCUUUGUCAUCUUUGUGCCAUCGCUGCUUCUCUACAUAGCGGUGGAGGCUCCAACCUCGGCUCUUUUGAGACAAGCUUUCAAAAGGGGCUGACAAAAGCCAUUCACAGUAAGGUAUGCGUAACGGAAUAAAACUUUCAUGCAAGAA